CAUAAUGGAACUGGUGUGACACUGUCUAGCAGACGUCCCUUGUUGUAACAGAGUCGUGUUUCCGUCUGUCAAUGCAACGUUGAAUCGGUCUUGUCUUUAGACUGCUAACAGCUAUCUUAUUGUAAUUUUUGCGUUAACGAAUUAGCUUGGUGAGAGCGCUAACGCUAGCUAGCGAAGCAGUUGCUUGAGCUCUGCUCCUUGGUUUGGAUAUAUUGCCUCAGAUACAUUAUUGCUCUCCAACUAAUCUGAUUGAGAGGGAUUAUGGCGUUUCCUUUUGAUAUUAACCAGAUAUUCCUCGAGAGGGUCACGCUCUUGGACCAGACUCUUGUUGCGGAAAAUCGUAAAUCAACAGAAAGACCAGAUCUUUUGGAACACAUAGUAACGGUCAUUGAUGAACUUGGAAGAGCCUCGGCAAAGGCCCAACAACUCACAACUCCAAUAACAAGUGCUUCCAAACUACAGUCCCAGAAGCAUCAGAUGUAUCUGCUGAAGGACGUAGAAAGCAACAGAGGACAUGGUAUGGUUGUAGGAUUUCUCAAGGUCGGCUACAAGAAGUUAUUUCUUCUUGACAGACAGGGUGUGCACAUAGAGGCAGAGCCAAUGUGUGUUUUGGAUUUCUACAUUGCAGAGAACUUUCAGAGACAUGGCUACGGAUCAGAGCUGUUUGACUUCAUGUUGCAGCACAACAAUUUAGAGCCAGUGCUGAUGGCUUACGACAGGCCCUCACCAAAAUUGAUGUCGUUCCUGGCAAAGAAAUACUGGCUGACACAAAGUGUCCCACAGGUCAAUAACUUUGUGGUGUUUGAGGGAUUCUUCCUCAACAAAACAGUUGCCCAGUUGAGAAAGGUUCCCCUGAAAAAACCAGACGGAGAAAUCAAACCCUACUCUGUAAUGGAGAGAGAAGUUGUGAAUCAGGAGCAGAGGGCUCUUCCUUGGCAAUUCCCUCUGCCUCACUCCCCCCAGCGGUCAGUAUCGUCCCAGAGCUCCAAUUCCCUCAGUGUGGGAUCCUCCCCCAGCAGGUUGCCACUUCAAGUCACCUCAGCUUCUGCAGUUGUAGGCAACAGAGACAACAGCCCACAGUCCCCUGUCACUGAGCGUCGCAGGGCAAGACGCACCAGCCAACAGAGUCUAGCUGCUAGAUGCUGCCUGUACCAUUGGCAUUUGGACACCAGAGCUGUUGGACUGCUCGACAGACAUACCUAUGCCAGGAUCCAUCAUCAGUUGCCUCCUCGAUCGUGGACCACCACCACUCUCAGAUACCAACAUGAUACAGGAUCCGCCAUUAUUAUCACGAUCCGCCAGCACGAUGCAGGAGCGCCAAUAUGAUCACGACCCGUCAGCACGGAUCCACGAUCAUGAUCACGAUCUCUGAUUGUGGUCCACCAUCAUAAUCCACGAUGUGGGCACAGCCGCAGCCCUGGGUCUGCGGACGAUAAGGCAUUAGCACACCGUGGAAGAAGUCAAGUCAGUAACAUGUAUUGAUGAGACAUUCAUUUCUUUGAUGUGAUAAGGAGGGAGAAAGCUCUGAUGGUGCCAUAUUAUCGAGGGCCUUGAAGGUGAGAAGGAGAACUUAAAAUUCUAUUCCAGAUUUAACCGGAAGCCAGACAAUGGAAUGAGGCUAAUAUGGGAGAAAUUUGGUCUCUUUUCCCAGUUCUUGUCAGGACAUGUGCUGCAGCAUUUUGGACAAGCUGCAGAGUCUUUAACGACUUACUACUGGAGCCUGAUAAUAAGUUACAAUAGUAAAGUCGGGAUGUAACGAAGGCGUGGACACUUUUUUCAGCAUCUUUUUGAGAUUGGAAAUCUCAGAUUUUUGAGAUGUUACACAAGUAAAAGAAGGCGGUCCUGGGAAAUAGUUUUAAGGGCGAUGUCAUUUAGCGCAGCUAUAUUAUUAGUAAUUAGUAUUAAGUAGUGCUGUCAGUUUAACGAGUUAUUAACGCCGUUAACGCAAACCCAUUUUAACGCCGUUAAUGUUUUUAUCGCGAGAUUAACGCAGAGCUGCCAACUCUCACGCUUUCGCCGUGUGACACACGCUUUUACAUGUUGGUGGUUGACUAAGUCACAAUAAUUUUUUUAAACAUCAUCGUAUCAGGCCGUCAUGAAGUACAAGGAGCGGCCGAGUGUGUGUGCGCCUGUGUGUGUAUGUGUGGUUCCAGAUAGCGCACCGUAGCCUCAGAGAGACACAGAGAGAUCAGAGCUCGCUCACUUGAAGGAGACGCUCAGUGACUCACUGCUUCUUAACUAUGAAAACAGUGAAAACACAGAGUUUCUCUGGUCUCAGCUGAUCAGCGAUGAGUGCCUCAGCUUCUCGAUCAGAGCAGAAGCUGCAGUUGGUUUCUAUCGAGCUUCAGUAUCUGUGUUGGCCUCCAGUCUGACCUGCUCUCGCUUUUUGUUUUAAUAUUUCGCCAACUAAAAUAUAUAUUUUUAAGCUACUAGGCUGCAGCUAUAUGUUUUUAUUUAUUUACUCAAAUAGCCCUACACAGUUCUGUGUUUAAUUUGUUUCAAAGUAGGCCGACACUUGCCUGUGUAUUUUGUUUGUUUGUUAUUUUGUUGCUUGUCUGUUUGAGAGGCCUGACUGCUAUUUUCACAGCAAACUUGAAAAAAAGAAAAUAUAAAGCCAUGGUUUAACUGCACUAUAGGGUGAGUUCUUGUUUACCUGAAAUGUGCACUUUAUAAUUUUAUUUUGUAUCGCCCUGUUUGGCAAUGUUGUUUUUCAAUAAAAUAAAACAUUUGCAUAAAGCAAGCCAAUCCACUUGUCCAUGUUGAAAAAAAAAUGAUGGGGAAAAAAUAAAUGAAGGGACAUUUAGAAUAGAUACAAAUUUGCGAUUAAUCUCGAUUAAUUUUGAGUUAAGUAUGACAUAAAUGCGAUAAAUCGCGAUUAAAUAUUUUAAUCUUUUGACAGCACUAGUAUUAAUGUAUAUAUAGGGCCAAUUAUUAAAACCUCUGUCUACCUAAGUUUAAUAAGAGAAAUGAUCCGAUACAAACUACUCAAGGAUUUUACUGUAGACGGGAAGGGGAGGUUGGUCUGUAGUUGGCAAAAACCUCUGGGUCCAGGGUGGCUUUUUUGAGA
Messenger RNA from Platichthys flesus (European flounder), 3067 nucleotides. RefSeq names its product alpha tubulin acetyltransferase 1 (gene atat1). Gene Ontology annotation, cellular component: microtubule. The transcript is spliced from 11 exons. NCBI's taxonomy places the organism in Eukaryota, Metazoa, Chordata, Actinopteri, Pleuronectiformes, Pleuronectidae. The record is from RefSeq and is a predicted model, not a curated record. Bases 262 to 1326 code for a protein of 354 amino acids. Gene Ontology annotation, biological process: alpha-tubulin acetylation. Gene Ontology annotation, molecular function: tubulin N-acetyltransferase activity.